Molecule: messenger RNA, 2067 nt
Organism: Ruditapes philippinarum (Manila clam)
Lineage: Eukaryota; Metazoa; Mollusca; Bivalvia; Venerida; Veneridae
Exons: 1
Coding region: 80-1606 (508 amino acids)
Biological process (GO): maturation of 5.8S rRNA; maturation of LSU-rRNA
Cellular component (GO): preribosome, large subunit precursor; Las1 complex
Molecular function (GO): endonuclease activity
Source: RefSeq, a predicted model, not a curated record
GGUACCGCUCGGCAAGGCGUUCCGAAUAUUGUAUACAAACCCACGUGCUUGUUGACCAAAUUUUUAACUAUCAGAAAACAUGUCUAAUUUAGUUGUUUUUCCGUGGAUGAAUAGGGAAGAGGUUCGAUUUGUUUAUGAGGAACUGUUUAGUACAGAUGUCAUUAAGCAAAAACAUGCGAUCGAACGAAUAUCAGUGUGGAAGAGUAGGUCAAAGAAGCGAUUACCAGCUGCUGUAGAGAGCACAUCUUCCUUCAUCAAUGCACAUUUAGCAAGCAGAGAAGUCGAUGCAUCAUCGUUUGGAGUAGACUUUCAUCUGCGUAACUUAUAUAGCAUGGCAGUAAUUAGGUUUGUGAAUCACAUUACAGAAAAGGGUCAACAAGGAGCAUUUGCAAAACCAGUUCAUGUUGUUGCAGCAGUGUUGGGUGUUCCAGAAUGGAUUGUUGAGUUGCGACAUGAGGCAACACAUGGUUCUUUACCAUCGCUGAAUGAGUUAACAGCUGCUUCUUCAUGGGCGCUCGAAUGGUUAAAGAAAAACUUUUGGGAGCCACAGACAUCUGAAACCUUUGGCAUUGCUUCUUUAAGUAGCGCAGCAGGUGAUAUAUUGAAGGAUUCUCUUGUAACUUACAUGCAAAGAAGAUUCAAAGAAAUCAGUAGUGGAGAAGCUUCAUCUAACAAACAGCUGCUGGUGAACAUUGAUCACAUGUUCAAACAACUUGGAAGUAAUGCAUGUCCAAUUCUGAUUGCAGAUGGGUACCUUAUUCCUACAGUAGAACAGUUAGAUAGUCUUGGAUAUAAUUAUGCAGACUUGCAUUCAAAUGGUAGCCUUUUGCUCCCACCAAAAGUUCUAGAAUUCUGGAAAAAAGUCAUUCUUUUAAUGGUCAAAACAAAUUUGAUUGCUGAACUUUCGCUUCAUAUGGCAUCAGUUAUAACAGAGGAAUCUUCACCAAGAAACUUUUUAGUUCUCUGCUGGUUGUACACUUUUAUUUGGCAUAAUCAAAGUGACAAAAUAAAAAGAAAUAAAUCCAAAUCUCAUUUAUUCCCAAGGCCUAUCGAAAUGCCAUACAUGUGUUUGUUAGAAAAAUGUAUAUAUCUAAGAAACAAGGAUGCAGAAUCAUUAAUUAAUCUAUUGGUAGAAAAUGCUAAUCUUGAUAUUGAACAGAAGCAAAAUCUAAAGCAUUUUCUUUCAGUGUGCAAAACUGUUGAUAAGUGCAAUGAAGAAAAUUCUUUCAGAAAAGUUUCAAAUAUAGCUGAUAUACAAGAUAUUGUACAUGAAGAUAGAAAAUCUUGGAAAAAAUGUCUAGAACCAGUUGAUUGGUCAAACCAUCCAAUAGGGCUAUUACCUAAUCAAACACUUGAUUAUACGUGUCUUGAUCUUUCCUCAUCUCAGAAUAAUUUAUCUGUUGAUAUCAGAAGUUUAUCAUGGGAAAGUGAUGAAGAAGAAAUGGAUGACCAGUCAAGUUUGGAUCUCUUGAACACUGGGGAUUCUCAGAGUGCAAGUGUAAAUGACAUAUCAAAAAAUAAUUCUGAUCAGUUGGCCUAUUCCAGCCAGUUGCAGUGGAAUGACAAAAUGAAAUUGACAAUUUCUAACAAAAUGCAGUUGUUUUAAUAUGUAUCAUUAUAUGUAUAUUUUAAUAUGUGUAUAUGUGACAACAUUUUAUAAAAAAGUAACUACUAUUUACUCUUUCUCAGUGAUGAUUUUUCCAUCUAAUUAGGCACGUCUUAAUAUUUAUAUAAAUAAAAAGAGAAGAAUUCAGUUUUUCAUCCCUUUUCUUGUUUGCCAUUUAGUACGUUAGGAAUAGACCUCACUUAAAGAUCCUGUAUGUGGUAAUUAAGGUUGUUAACCACUUUUAAGUGAAAUUUUAUAUAUGUAUAUAAUUAUGUUCAAACAUAGAAGAAUACAAAAAUAUGUACUGCAAAUAUUUGUCCAUAUUAUAUGUAAUCAUUUAACAAUUAAAACAUGGCCUUGAGGGCAAUAUGCAAGUUUAUGGACUGAUUGGUCAGACUGAGGAAGGUUGGCACAAAGUGCAGCUGAGGGACAUAUACCUUCCGAGGUCUGACCAACCAGUC